AUGACCAACAGCAACGACAGCAGGAGCGGCGCGCCCUCGGAGGAGGCGAUUGUGCAGCGCUAUCAACAACUCCGGCAGGAGUGCCUUUCCCUCGUCUCACGGAUUUCAGAGCUAGAGAACGAGCUGCACGAGCACAAGCUUGUGGUGGAGGCCCUACGGCCGCUAAACGGGGACCGCCGCUGUCACCGCCUCAUCGGCGGCGCCCUCAUCGAGCGCACCGUAGCCGAGGUUUUACCCGAACUCGACGGCAACGUCAACGGCAUCCAGGAGGCGGUGGAGCAGCUCAACAAGAUCCUUGCAGAGAAGCAGGCCGCGAUGGAGGACUACGCCAGAAAGCACGGCGUGACGGUGGCGCAGCAGCAUGGGCAGAACCCCGGCGGCGACCAGAGCGGGGAGGCCGCAAAGAAGCCAGAGGACGCAGCGCAACGCGGCGUGCUGGUGUGA
Trypanosoma rangeli is the source of this 444-nucleotide messenger RNA. RefSeq names its product prefoldin subunit 2. The coding region runs from base 1 to 444 and encodes 147 amino acids. NCBI's taxonomy places the organism in Eukaryota, Euglenozoa, Kinetoplastea, Trypanosomatida, Trypanosomatidae. Gene Ontology annotation, molecular function: protein folding chaperone. The record is from RefSeq and is a predicted model, not a curated record. Gene Ontology annotation, biological process: protein folding. Gene Ontology annotation, cellular component: cytoplasm; prefoldin complex. The transcript has a single exon.